GUUUAGUUGAAAUGAAAAUCAUUAAAAUGGUUUUGUGAGAUUGCAAAUAUGUUUUGAUACAUUGGGGAAAACAGAUAUUACUCUAAUUAUACCAGAACAACCUUAUGAAUUUUGCUUGCCAGGAUAUCAAUUGCAAAAAGUGAGAUGUAAACAAAAUGUGUGGUAUAAAAGAACUUGACCUUUCCAUCAGGGUGGAAUCUAGAGUUGUUCUUAAAAAGGGUUCUUGCUGCUCCAAAUAUGCUUUGAUGUUGCAAAAACUUGUAUUAUGUCAACCACUGCAGAUUCUAGACUAGUUUUGAUCUUGAAUUGUUUAAGCAGCAACUUGUUAAUUAUUUUCUAGUUUUUAACUGUUUUAUUUGCUUUAAAAAAAAAGAAGAAAAAAAUGCACAUCCCAGCAAAGCCCUGAUUUAUGCUUAUGCAUGUAUUAAACUGACUAAAUUUUCAGUCUUAUGAAAUGACAUGCAGUAUAUGAUUUAUUUGGCUGUUGAUUCUUGGAAAAAAUAUCAUUCGUUGUAAAUAAAAAACAGUAAUAUAAAGGUCAGAGCUAUCACACAUUUGCUUUAUCAUUAACAAAGCUGACCACAAAGGGGAAGGAUGAAAUAGUUGAGGUAAACAAUGUUAUGUUAAUGAUAUAUAAUCAUGAAAAUCAUUAUCACCAGUGUAGUUGAAUUUGGUAAUCGAGUUAUAAAUUAAAACCAUAAAGAGUGGUCAAUAAAAAUAGAACAAGAAAUCGUUGGAUAUAAACUUAUGUUGCAGAAAUCGGAUAUAGGUACCCAUAAAAGUGUAAUCUUUGACAAGCACUUUAGUUUAUGUACAUGCAACAUCUUGCAUUUGAUAACCUUGUAAUGAAGUUGUUGUUUUUAGUACUUGUGAUUCAUGCCAGUCCUCAUUACACUCAAUAUCUGUGCACUGAAUUUAAACAGGGCUCACUAUCAAUUAAUUAUCGCCUUACAUAAGUAUUGUAAGUGUUGUAAUUCAGCUGUAAUGUCUCCCAUUGCCUACUUGUGCCUGUAAUAAUGUCAGCUGCACCUGUGGGGUUUCAGAAGUUUGGGCCUCUUGUAUCUCUUUAUAAUGGCCACUGUCCUCCAUUUGUUUAUCACCUGUAGACCUAUAUGGGAACUGACUGGGUUAUGCAACUCACCACAGAUGGUAUGCACUGUAAUUCCACAUAGAUGUAAAGCUCAGUCAUCAUUGUGGAAAAAGGGAGAGAAUGACUUGUUAUUGCCUGGCCUUGAUCCAAGGCUGUUUGUUAUUAAACACAAGUCCCUGAAUUGGUUGCACAGCCUUAUUUGUUGAUUGGCUGUGAACACACUGGGACCAUAUUGUAAUAAUGUAUUGUAAUAAUGUGGGCUCAGCCCAUGUCAAGGCUACCAUUCAACCCAUUAAAAUCAGUAUUAUGUAGCAAGAUCCUGUCUCAGUCAUCUUUUUUGUUUUAAGGUAAUUGCUGUGUUCAGUUAAAUAGUAUUUGUUUUUAUCUUUGCUACCAUAUAGCCACCUGUUUCAACCCACGAUAAGUUUAAAAUGCUCCAGCUAUAUUUAUAUCCUCCCCGAAGAGGCUAUUUACUGUAAAUGUCACCAUUAUUUAUACAUGCUGCUUAGAUUAUGACAUUAUUUUUCCUGUCCCAAUAUGGAGUGGCAGGUGGCAACCUGACCAAAUUCUAUUUCAUAUCAUGGGGACACAACCAUUUCAUUUACCCAGAGCCAUAGGAAGUCAACUGCUGUUGAGUAUUGAAGUCUCUAUACUGUGCUCAGAUCAUUAAGAAAAGUGUGAUGUGAACCUUGUUGACAAGACCAUACCCCCAAUACCCACUGCAAGAAUGAGUUCCCCAGACAAGCCUGGAGAGCACGUGAAGAAACGACGUACCCGCUGUGGACAGUGUGGACCUUGUCAAAUCAAGAAUGACUGUGGACAGUGCAAACACUGCCUAAACAAAGCAGUUCUAAAACAAUCCUGCAUUUACAGAAAGUGCUUGUACCUGCGCUGUAAACCAAGUCCUGGCUCAGACUUUUUACGUGCUAAAUCAGGUAGCAAUGCCAGGGAACAAUCAGAAUAUGGCCAGCAUGAGUACAUGUCUCCUCAGUCCAGUUCAGAAUAUUUAGCUAGACAGUCCAGCUCUGAUGACUCUCAGAAUAUAGAGAGUCCAGGGACUCCACGUCAGGUGGACUAUCCUGUGCCCCCCUCGCCUAUCUACAGAGUGGAACCCCCUUCACUUCCACAGCAGCAACAGCAGCAGCAGCAGCAGCAUAUGCAGCAACCACAGUCACCAGCUUAUCCACAGACUCCUAACUCUACGGCCACUUCGCCAACAUGGAGUGGUCAGUAUAAUAACAAUAACAAUGCAUACCUUGCUGGGGGGAUGCCAGACUUUUCUAGGGUGGCCUAUGAUCCGAAUUUCAUACGGCAUAGCCCGGGAUAUGCUGUGCCAAGUUUUGUGUGGGAUUGGCAGGUGGAAAAUUUCAGGGCAAAUUUUAAUUUAGGCAAUCAAGCCCCACAUAAUACAAGAGACAAAGUGCGGAACUUUCUGUUUAAUAAACCUCCAGGUGUAAAUCCACAAGACUUUAACACUGGCACGGCGGCAUUUCAAGUUCCUAGGGUAAGAGACCCCUUAAUUGGGGGCAAUCUGGCCCCAGAGCCUUUCCCAGCACAGGGGUUUGUGUUUAAUCGUGCUAAUGGACUCCACACCCCUAACUCAGGGUACGUUACAGCAGAGAGGGGGGGACCAAUGGAGCAGCCCCAUGUGACCCAAGAGGAAUGUUUAAUCUCUGUGGAUGAUACACCAAUACAGGCUUUUGUACAGUCUGAUGGGUUUAACACCAUUGAAAUUACCACUUUGACUGAGCCAGAUAUGCUGGGCUUUGGAUCUGCACCAGAUUUCCACCCUGAUGCCAAAGGGGAGGUUCUGGAAAAUGGCUACGGCUGCUACCACCAGGUACAAAAUAAAAUCUCCAGUAAUAUCAUCCUACGGCAGGAUCUGGGUGAGGAGGGGGAAAUACAGAUCAACCUACCACCCACAGGUAUUACCAUUCAAGACAUCACAUUAGAUGAUGAGUUGUCCAAGUUUGCAGCAAACACUGCUGACAUAUUCAAGGUCAGUGAUACUCUGUACAGCCAGAUAUCAUAAACCACACAGAAACAUCCAGUGUAACCAAUAUAUCUUGGCUGCUGCAACGACUUUGGACACACAAAAUAUAUAAUGUUGGUUACAAAGAUGUAUAAGAAUCCGUUAAAUAAUUAUAUCUAUAUUUUUGUAUGCCUCAUCCGUGGUAAAGAUAAUUGAUGUUAAGCAUAUCUUUAAAUAUUUCUAUGUAGUUUUCUUAUAAUAAUAUUAACCAUAUAUGUUCUCUUUAUAAAGCAUAAUCAAAUUUAGUUCCUGGCAUGUGGUAAAUCUUAUGUGUCUAGUCUUCAUCUGCAUACAGCUAAUGUGUUCAAGUGCUGUGUAUUUGUGCAAGCUUCUAUGGCCACAGUACUUAUAUCACGUUGGAAAAUACAUCUAGAUUGCUGGGAAACAAGUGUAAGUGAUGGGUAAAUGGCAUGUGUGUUAAUAGUCGGACAUGUUAAAUAUGUAGCUUGUGGAGAGUGCUGCCUUAAAAAUGAAUAAUAUUUCAAUGUUCGGAGACCCCCAGGGAGUAGCGGGUAACAUUUUCUCUAGUGUGCCCUGAGGGAAAAAAUAAAAGGUUUUAGAAGUCCCCUUUUUUUAUUCCUCACAGGCAGCUAGUUUUCAAGAGCAUCUGGUUGGAGGUUAUAUAUUAUUGCAACCACCAGAUGUACACUUUGGUAUUUUUCUUCUUGCCAGGGAUCAAAGCACUGUAAGGUCCAGCUGUUUUCCCCCACCUUUAUUUUUAAAACUUGAGCACACAUUUAUGCUGCAUAUCUGGGAAUGGGCCAUCCAUAUGCCAUCUCUUCUGGGUAUGGCUUUGAGAAAAACAUUAAAAAACUACAGGAAUCUGCCACUUUCUACAACUGACACAUAGAAAAAAAACAAAGUAGCCUCAGAACUUGAGAGGUUUACUGUAUUUUGGCAAAUGUGAAACAGCUCUGGGUAGCAAGCCAAAUUGUGUUUUUCUUUCCACUUCCCUGAUUAAAUUAUACUGAGAAUGCAGCAAUCUGCAGGUUCUCAACAGUCAGGAUAUUUUUUUGUCAAAAAUGUGCCAAUGAAAUUUUAGAAAUGCAGAUUAAAAAAAAAAAGAGAAAACAAAUGUAACAGAAGAAUUCUACAGGUUUAUGUCUCACAUUUGCUUACUUUUUUAAAAAAAAUUUGGGGGGAAACUAUAGGUGUUAUUGUGAACCUGAUUUCCCAGCCUAGUUAAGUGCAAUGUAGAUUGUAUACACAGCUGUAGCAGAUGAAAGAGACUGGUCAGCCAUGUUUUCAUCCCUGUGUAGUUCUAUGUCAGCUUAUGCUGUGAGCCAAAUAUUCAAUUAUGAUCCAAUUUAAAGCAAGUAGAUGUAUCCAAUUCAUACAAUAGAUCUUGUUUAUUGAAUUCUCAUCAGCUCUUUGCAUUUCAUUCCCUCUCAUCAGUGCCAUAGGCUAAUGAUUAAAAAGUAGUCUUUCUCUAGCAUAUUUCCCGAACCCAUAAAUCUGUCUUGUUUUUUUAUGAAGGAUGUUUCAGAAAAUGACACAUCUCUCCUUGUUAUUUCUGUGAUGAUGGAAACCCACACCUUCAUAUUAAAUUGACAUAUUCUUGGAAAUAGCCUUUUCAGUGGUUUCCUGGUAUAGGAGAUGAUUGUAUACUGGUUAUUGAACUAAAAUAGCCUAGGCUUUAAUGUAUACCUGUAUUCUUUGAAAAAGUACCUUGUGCAAAGACUCCAAAUGUUGCAAUUAAGCAUUUUUGCCGUAGUGCUUUUGGGUUGAUUUGAGUUGUGAAGUGGUCUUGAAGCUGUAGCUUUGAGAAAAAGUAGCUGUAUGUUUGUGCCACAUGACAGCUUGUGUGCAGGUGAAUGGCAGGACAAAAGCUGUAUUGAGAAGAGCCUCAUAGCUUGACCCAGACUGCCACAGCAGGUGCUACUUUUAUGCCGAAUCUUAUACAGGUUAAGGGGCCAAUUUGGAAAAAAAUUCUGAUGGCAGAGAGGAUAGCAAACCAGGUUUUCUGUCUGCUCCAAACUUCAGUCCUCCUCUUAUAAAAGUAACUUGAUGACAUGAGUCACCUUUUAUAUUAUAACCAUAAGCUGACCAAUCUGGCAUGUCUGGAGAAUGCUAAUAGAGAACUGUUUUUUCCUUUAUCAGAUUUUAACAUAUAGAAAAGUGCUAUGUUUUUUCCUGACUGCCAAACAGUAUAGUUCAAGAAACCUUUUUAUAGAAAAAAUAAUGACUUAUUUUCUGUUUUGUUUGUCAGUGGAAUCCCUGUUCCUCUGUCAUUUAAUGGGCGUGGGAUCUGUGUUUUGAAACAGUUAUUUUUGUCUCUUGCAUAUCAGUUGCCAUCUCAUGUACUCACAGUGACAGGUUGUUAUUAUUAUGAGAAAUAAAGGAUAAUUCUCUUUGUGAUUUGGAAGUAGAAAAAAAAAGGCCUUCAUUUGCCUAGUUACUGUGACUGAUCAAAAUGGCCCUGGCAUUGAAUGAUACAUGUAUAGUCAGUUUUUUGACAAGUUCAGCCUUGGUAAUUACUUAGUUUGCCAUGUACCACCUUGUCACUCAUUAUUCAUAUUCAAUAAAGGAAAAUGGACAAACAGCAAGAGUGGGCCCAUAAAAAACAGCACACUGACACUGAUUUGACAGGCGAGAGAGAUCAGGUAAAAUCAGACCAACAAAUUAAUAACUUGGGCUGCAUUUAGACCAGGACUGUUUAGAUGGGGUUUGGGGAUCAAGUGAAUCAUAGCAGCACCAAACCAAAGUUCCUAUUGCAUCCUAAGCAAAUGCAUUAUUAUUAUUAUUAUUAUUAUUAUUAUUAUUAUUAUUAUUAUUAUUUCAUUCAAGUAAGGCUGAUUAUUAGUCUAAAAUAGUCCUGGUCUGAAUGCAGCUAAGCAGAUGUGACUUGACCAUGACAUUGAUAUGUGCAGGUGGUUGAUUUGUCAGUUGGGGUUCUGACUGCUUAUGAAUUACCUGUCAUAAAGAUAUUGAUACAAUCCCUUUGAUUUGUCCCAGCGAAAAUCAGAAAACUAUAAUCCCUUCUUAGUUCUUAGACUAAUCACGAGGAAGGUUAACAAAGCAUGCUGCAAGGGAUUAGAUUGUGUUUAGUCUCUGACACUGGAGAAUAACUAAAUGCAACUAUUGAAACCUAAUCCCUUUUAUAGAGCAAUCAAAAGCAAGGAGCCUUGGUAUGGCGGACUACAUUGGUCUGUGAAUUACACUGAUUAUCUCGUCCUGUUUCAAGUUAUUGAUUUGGUACAUGCAUAUUAAGAGUUGAUCUUGGCACUGGUGCAGAGGCAAGGGUUUACGUCUUUACAUUUACUGGAUGGUUCACUGGAUUGUGGCUAUUUCUCAAUCAUCCUGAUCUCAUGCCCUGAUUAGACAGGAUAUAUAAUGGUAUUUGAUUGAACUAGUAGGAAGGAUAGAGUUUGCCUGAGUGGAGUUUCUAUCCAUCCUGUGCAAACACACGACUUUGUGUUGGGUCGUCUUAUGUUUGCAUUAUAUGCAGGAAAGAGAAAAAUUGAAAAUUGAUUUUUGUGUUUCUCUAGUCAACAAGUGGUUGAUGAAUUGUGAGAUUGGCUAAGACAGAUGGAUGGUUUGGAUUGUGUGGGUUUUGUUCUGAAAAUAGAGCUGUAAUAGACUGCGGUUUAUUCACUAAGAAAAUAGCCCCCACCUUCUUUUCUCAUCCUCUGAUAUGUUUGACAAAUUGAUCUCAGAAAAUGUAUCUUUUAAUUUUGUUCCAAUUAUAUCCUGCAAACAGUGCAAUUAAUCAUGAGACUGGAGAAAGUAUUACAUACCUGUUCUAGGAGGAAGACCUGUAUGUGACACUGAUUGUCUUUUCCCAGAAAUUCUAAUUAUUUUAUGAUGGGCAAUCCUUUGGGACCAAGCUGUGAUAAAAGAGAGCUGGCUUUGAAGUUGAUUAUUCUCAUGUUCAUGCUUCUCCAACAACACUUGUCUUUUUUCUACUCACUCCACAUUAUCCAGAAUUGGGACAGGGCAUCAUUUACUUGGUUCUAGUUUUAAGACUUCAUAGGUCGAGUUGAUUUAAUUCUUUAGAGAUAUAUCCUGCUUGACACAUUUUAUUUUCCGCUUAAUGUUUAAGUCAGCUUUUCAACUAUCCUCUUCCUGGAACAUGUAAUAGACAUCUGUUUCUAAUAAGUCAGUGUUUUAAAGAAAGUGUUGGAAUUUGUAGAAGUAUUGUUGAAACCCUUUUUACUUUCCCACCAAAAUAUCCUACAUUGGAUGCGACAUGCCCAUCUGUCAUCAGUAACAAGAGGACAAUGAUAAGAGAUAAUAAGCUUGCUGUCAGCAUGAGAACUCAAACACACUUGAAUUUCAUUAACAUGGGAAGAUUGCUAUAUCUUUAUUAAGUAGGCCAUUAGUAAGUGCAGGGCACCCUAAUGAACAAUUCAAAUGAAUCACCCAUAGCACCCAUUUAUUAGAGAAAAAAAGGCAGAGAUCUUUAUUUCUUUAUUGUUGAUGUUAUUAUUAUUAUUGUAGAUUUUUCUCCUUUCAGACUUGGUGCUCUGUUUUUGAUCUUUAUUCCAAAGAAGCUGCAUGAUCCUAACUGUUAUUGUAUGAAUGGUAUGAUUGAUGUUUGAAUUCUGUAAAUGUGCAUACACAUCAUUGUUUAAGGCUAUGAAAUAAAGACAUUACAAGACUGUUUUUAAUAACAUGGAUUGCAGACCUGAAGCUACAGGGCAAAGGGGAAGUAACAUAAAAAGAUCAAAAGACUUAUUGAAUUAUGUGGAUUGUUCAUGUUUGGGAUAUUUCUGUUUAUAUUACAAAAGCCUCUUUUUUUUCAGUCAAAAGGCUGUUUUUAAAAUGAUCUGAAAAGUCUUGGAUACUACACCUGGUAUUAAAUUAGCAUGUAGUGAAGACGUUUGUAAAAUUUUCUUUGACACUUAGCAAUCUGCCAUCCAAGUUAUGAAAAAAAAAAAGGAAAGUGGGUUGAUGUAGGGUAUUUAAGUUGUGAUGAAAUGUCAAACCUUGCUUCAGAUAGGCCCUGUCUCUUAACCAGGUAUUGUUAUGAAUAUUUACUGUUUAUACUAGUUGGUCAAUUGAAGGUCUGUCAUUCUUUGAUGACCUAGUUUUCUGUUUGCUGUAUUAUAUGACAAUAACAGACACAUGUGGGAAGGUAACUCUGUUGUACUUGUUUUAUCACUAUUUAAAAGAUGCAUGUUUAAUAUUAGUGCACAGGCACACAAUCUGAUGUAAUCUUUAUGGGCCACAAUCAUGAAACUGCACUUACUGUAUGAAUUAUAUUUGGUUGUGGCAAGUCUGUCUGCCGUUUGGUGUGUAUACCGUCCUUGUUUUCAGUUAUGAAAUAUUUUUAACUUCUUUGUAAAAAAAUUAACAAAACUUUGACAUCUCUCUCUUUUUUUUUAACACUUUCUUAGAAAAAGAAAGAAUUAUAUGGGGGAAAAGUAAGUUAUAUUUCUAAAUAACAUCAGCUCACUAAUUUGCAUGUUAGUAAGCACAAGAUUAAGUUAGGCUGAUGAAGACUGUCAGGUGAAAAAAAAAGAGAAAAAAUGGCAGUCUAAUUUUGUCUGUGGCCUCUUCGAAUAUAAUAAUGGACAUGUUGGAGACUAUUGUAAUAGUUAGUAUUCCUAUUGAGAUUUAUUGUGAUGUAUAGUAAUUGCCAGAAGCUGCAUUUUGUAGAAUUUAUUCCGACUUGAGUGCCUGUAAAAAUCCAAUGACUUUCACAUCAUGGCAUAAAGUGCUUAAUCUAGUCAAUCUACCUAGAUCACAUUUGUAAUGUUCUUCAGGAAAAAUGUAAUGUUUAUACACUUAUACACACACAUCAUUGGUAUGUCAUGUACAGAUGUUUUAAAAGUUGUGGGUAAUGUUUGUAUCCUUAACAAAAUGUGAAAAGAUCAUGGAUAUAUAAUUUCAUGUAUGUUUAAAGCUAGUGCAUAUUUGUACAUUUAAAGUCACUGUACAUAUAUUAAGAUAGAAAGAAUAGGGAUUAAUAUUUUUUACCAUUCUAGAGUUAUGAAAAAAAGGCAUGGUAAAUUGUACAUUAUAACAUAUUUGUUGCAGAUAUUACAUUUAAGUUAAUGUUACUAUAUCACAGAAAGAGUUACUGAAUUUCUACUAGUAAAACUGUUCAAUCUGCCAAAAUAUUCUGUGUCACUGUGCAUUGAUAUUGUUAAAAUUUAUUCUAAAUAUUGUAUAGUUCUGUAAUGUACAUAUGCCAAGAAUUUAUUAAAUCUUGUAAUAUUAAUCUUGAAUUCACUGUUUGUAUAUUUCAUAUUCAUGGAGAAAUAUAGAACACAACUUUUUACUCCUUCAGCAAUAAAUAUAAUGUAUAUCAA
This is a messenger RNA of Lingula anatina, 9379 nucleotides long. RefSeq lists its product as uncharacterized. Gene Ontology annotation, molecular function: zinc ion binding; DNA binding. NCBI's taxonomy places the organism in Eukaryota, Metazoa, Brachiopoda, Lingulata, Lingulida, Lingulidae. The record is from RefSeq and is a predicted model, not a curated record.